Messenger RNA from Arabidopsis arenosa, 1783 nucleotides. The record is from the annotation of a GenBank genome assembly. Lineage: Eukaryota; Viridiplantae; Streptophyta; Magnoliopsida; Brassicales; Brassicaceae.
ACGAAACACAAAACACAAGCGAACUUUCGAUAAACAAAAAAUCCCUUUAGGGCACAACAAAGCGAAGAAACACUUCUUCUUCAACAAAAAAAAAAACCCCAAUUUCGCGGCUAAAUCAAUCGCUUCUACUGGUACGUACUCACUCUCUGAAUUCUCCUUCAAUCUUCGAUUUAUCUUUCUGGGUUUUGUUUCUCUCAAUUCAAUUUUGAUAAAUUUGACUGUUUCUUCGAUAAAGCUUGAUACUUUAAAAACUUAAGAUCUUCUCAAAUUUGUCUUCUGUUUCGCUGUUUUCGAUAGUUUCUUACCUCAAAUUUCUCCGAAAUUCAGAUUCUUUCAGAAAUUUGGGUUUGAUUUUACUUUCUUAGUUAGUCAAUUUGUUUGAGCUCAGAUUCUAUAUGAACUUCUUUCUCUCUUACUUUGAUUUUUGAAUUCAGGUGGGUUUUUUUUAGGUCUUGGAAUUUGAGAGAAGGAGACCAAUUUUAUCUUUAGAUCUUCUUUAAAGAUUGAGAAUUUGGAUGAAGCUGGAUUUGGAAAUUUGGAUUUAGUUUCAGGUGAAAAAAUUGUUGGAAGAUGGGUUCAGAUCAAUGUUUUCAACGAUUGAAUACACUUGAGAUUAAAGCCCAAAUUUAUCAGAAGAUUGGGUAUCAGAGAGCUGAUACUUACUUCGGUCAGCUCGGUAACUUCCUUACCUCGAGGAUAAGCAAGUCGGAGUUCGAUAAGCUAUGUAGCAAGACGGUUGGUAGAGAGAACAUUUCUCUACACAACCGUCUAGUACGUUCGAUUCUCAAGAAUGCAACUGUUGCUAAAUCUCCACCACCGAGAUAUCCGAAGACAUCCGGAAUUGCGAAUCAGAAUCAGUCUCUUUAUGGGGAUUCUGGGUUCCCUCCUUCGCCGAGGAAAUGCAGGUCGAGGAAAUUUAGAGACCGGCCUAGUCCGCUUGGUCCACUUGGGAAGCCUCAGAGUCUUACUACUACGAAUGACGAGUCGAUGUCAAAGGCACAAAGACUUCCAAUGGAAGUUGUCUCUGUUGAAGAUGGAGAAGAAGUUGAGCAAAUGACCGGAAGUCCGAGUGUGCAGAGCAGAAGCCCCUUAACCGCUCCACUUGGAGUUUCUUUCCAUCUUAAGAGCAGAGCUAAAAAGUCUGUUUUCAGUUCAUACAAUGGUAUCAACCGUGAUACUUGUCAAAGCAGCGGCGAGUUACCUGAUACAAUAACGUUGAGAGCUCGGUUGGAGAGGAAAUUGGAGAUGGAAGGGAUAAAGUUAUCUAUGGACUCUGCUAAUCUUCUUAAUAGUGGAUUGAAUGCAUAUAUGAGAAGGCUGAUCGAGCCUUGUUUGAGUUUAGCCAGUUCUCGGGUGAGAGAGAUGAACAGUCAACAAAAGCGAGCGGUGUCUAAUGUAUCCAUGUUGGAUUUCCGUGCUGCAAUGGAGUUGAAUCCUCGGGUUCUUGGAGAGGAAUGGCCUAUACAUCUAGAGAAGAUCUGUUGCCGUGCUUCCGAAGAGUAAAGUUGUAGAAAAACACCGUAAUUUAGCAAUACACCGAUAUUGUAUUUGAUUGACAGAUUUGGUACCUGUACCUGAGAUUCUUUCCUUGGGUUUGCGUGGAAUUGCAAUUAGAGAUUUCUUGAGGAAGCUUUGAAGGGAAACAAAGAUUCUUGGGGUUGUACAAGUUCUGAUAGAUAUAUAGUUUAAAUACCCAUUUGUUUAGUUACUUUUUCUGUAUUUUUUUCCUCAUGUCUAAUGUAACAAAUUUUCCAUGAAAGCAAAAGAAAAUUUUAGCAGUUCC